UUUCAUUCUGGCCCAUUCCUGAGACAAUAUGGCGGAGAUACCAAUGAAAAGAAUUUUGGUGCACCUGCAAAAGGCCGGUGAAACUUCUCCAACCGUAGCAAAGUUCACCCAGACUGUAUCAACUGCAACAAAUUGGAUGCUGACAGGCUGCUGCAUGGCUGACUAGAUGAAAACGGCCAGGUUGUGUUGUAUCUGAGAGGUCUUGAGGACUACGUGAGGAUUCGGUGAAUGAGGAUGUCAUCCCAACCAGGAGAAAUCAAGUGGACACCGUCAGCAAUGUCCAUGCCUUCAAUACACCCAGUCAAUGCUCCGACUGCUAAGUACAACAAGAUAUCUGAGCAGCUACGCCAUGUCACACCUGGCCACAUUCAGUGCUCAAUGUUCUGUGGAGGAAAGGGGUGCAAAUACGAAAACCCCACAAAGUGGCCUGCAAAAGAUCAAGCCGUGAAAGGGCUGUACUCUUCAUGGGUCACCGAUGACAUCCUGGCCAUGGCAAGGCCCUCGACGGAGAUCAUUACGAAAUACAACAUCAUCGAACAGUUCAAGGAGCAAGGUAUCAAAUCUGUGGUGAACCUACAGAGGCCGUUUGAACAUGCCAGCUGUGGCAAUGCACUGGAGCCAGAAAGUGGCUUUACCUAUCUCCCUCAGGACUUCAUGGAGAAUGACAUCUACUUCUACAACUUUGGCUGGAAAGACUAUGGUGUAGCAUCACUAGGCACCAUCCUCGAUAUGGUCAAGGUCAUGUCUUUUGCAAUGGAGGAGGGCAAGGUGGCCAUUCAUUGUCAUGCAGGGCUGGGGCGGACAGGCGUUCUCAUUGGCUGCUACUUGGUCUGGGCAAAACGACUCAACCCCCAUCAGGCUAUCCACUUUGUGAGGGAGAGGAGGUCCAAUGCCAUCCAAACCAGGGGGCAGAUCCAGUGUAUACAGGAGUUCUCCCAGUAUAUCCGCCCUCUCAGAGUCAUCUUUCCGUCCAAAGACCCAACCUCAUCUCCCUUCACCUUCAACCAGUAUCUCAGCAGGCAGAAACGUUACCUGCACGGGUUUGAAGGUCGGGAGUUAAAGUACAUCCCUAAGAUUGUAGAUGUUGUCUGCAAACUGCUGGCUGCAAAAGCUAAUGUUGCUAGCACUGAAGGAAGUCAUCCCGGUCUGCGCCGGACUCUCUCAAAGGAAGAGGUAGUUGAAGCAAUCAAGGAGUGUGCCCCUGCUGCAUUUGAUAACACUGAAGAAAAGGCCAGCCCAGACAGUGCCACAAUCUCAGCAUUGUCUCUUGAAGAGGUGCCUUCAGAGCUUGCUAAUAACUUGCCAAAUGUGAAGGAUUCUCUGCACCCGAAUGAAGGGCAACCUCGCGUGUCGAGAGCUCUCAGCCAUUCACACAUAGAGGACAUAUUACCAACAAGGCAACAAGAGAAGACGGAUCAAGACGACUCUAUCAAAGAUAUCAUGGAAAAAGAAUCAGAUCCAUUUUCACCACCUUCUGACAACUCUGUUGUAGACCAUGCACCAGGAGGUGGAGAUGCAACGACUGCAAAAACAAAUACUACCAAAGCCUCAGAACAACAACAACAAAUCUUAGGUGAUGAAUCAAUCUCCUCAGACAGCAACUAUAGCAGCACCUCUGAUCUGGGCAAGGAUGCCUCUACCUCUACUUCAUCAUCAGUAGAAUCAUCUGAGAAUGGACCCAAGCCAAGACUGAAGAAGAAGAAGAGCACCUUGCAGCGAUUAAAGGAAGAUCGACGGAAAAGAAAGUCAGAGAGUGAGGAGAUAAGUAGUGAGAAAAUGGAGCCUGUAACAUAUUCACCAAGGAACUUGAUGUCUGCAGCAGAGCUGGUAGCAACUGCCUUGGCUUUCAACAUGACAAUGGACCCAAACCUCAAUCAGGAAGUGGAGGUUUGGCAAGCAGAAUUGAACGAAGAUGAUGCAGCAUGGGAGAGGCUAAAAGUCGAGAAGUCCCCACAAGUUCUUAGCUGUCUGAUGUGGUCAUGGCUGGAAGAGUUAAAGGAGCCCGUCCUCAGUGACAAAGACAUUAGUAAUCUAGUGGAGAUGGCAGACAAUCCUAAUGAAGCACUUGAACAACUGGAGAAAGGACACAAGCACACACUGAAUUACAUCCUGAAAACCAUUGCUAAACUUCCCAACCUCUCCCCAGCUGUUGAAGAGAAGAUUCUCACCCGUCUCAUUGUGGCCUUUACUAAGCAAACUAACCCAAAGCAAGCUGGUGGGGAUGCAGUGCCACAAACUGAAGUUACAGAAAAUGUAAAAAUCUUGGAAUUUUUAAAGAGAGUGGUGUUGUCUGAAAAGCAGAAGCUUGUUGAGAAGGAGAAUUCAGCAGCCUCAACAAACAGUAGCAAAACAAAUGAUCAGUAUGCUGAUCAGGCAUCAAGUAUUGAGGGGGAGAAAUUGACUGAGAAUGGAGAGGAAGAUGCAGAAGAGACCUUGGAGGAAUUUGCUGUCAAUACUCAAGGAGACAAGAACAAUGAUGAAAAAGAGACUGAAAAAGAAAUGGCAUCUGACAUCUCUGGUGGGGAUAAUGAACAACUUGUCCAAAACAAAGGACUAGAAAGUGCUGAUGAAGAUAUAGGCUGCAACCAGGACCAGAAACAACCAGAGGUUGAGGAAACUUUGGGAGAGAUGGUUCAAGAAGAAUGUGGUGAGGCAGAGGAAGACACAACCUCUUCGUCUGAAGAGAUAGCAGAUGUCUCAACACUGACAGCUAAGACUGGUGAUGAAGGGAAUCUCACCAAGAAUGAAGAAGAAGACUAACUCAAUAGUAGUAAGCACGGUUCUUGUAAAAGUGGUGUGUAACGCUGGAUUAAUGCUGACUGGCAUUUUUGGCAUUGAUUUAACCUCACCCCAAAACCCUUGGCAAAUUAAGAGGGUCUCUGGCUGGACGGUGGCACAUUAGCGUCCUAAAUUGUAUUUGUGUCACCAUGGACUUUAUAAUGGGAAUAUCAUGCAAAAUAUAUAUACAAGUACAAUGUAUGACUAAGAAGAUGUUACAAAACACAAAAGCAUAAAAGGAUUUGUUUUUCAUCAAUGAAAUUUGUUGAGCACUCUGUCAGAUUGCUCAGCCAUCAUGCUGCAGCUUCAGUGACAUAUCCGCUUAAGCACCAUUGAUGCUCUGACAUAAUAGUCAUCAUUGAGCAUUCAGGCCUCAUAGACAUAGCAAAGUCUUUCUCCUGAUCAGCCAUACACCAUUACUCUCUGCCCUGAGACCACUUAUCUUAGCAUACCGAUGACUCUUCAAGCAUGUGAAAUGGAGUGUGCAUGCAUAUGGAACUGAUUAUUGUGAUAGAAACUGACACCAAUGCCAAACAACAGCAGCAUCAAAACUGUAAAGCAGUAUUGUACACCACUUUUGUAAGGGUUUUAUUUCUUUGUUGGUUGGUUGAAUGACAUCAUUCCUACGGACAGCAAAGAGUCAGACCAAGAGAUGUAAAAUAUUGAUGCACUACCUGGGGAUAUACAUCUAUAAUAUUAUCUAUAUAUAUUGUAUAUUUCAAACAACCCCCUAAAGAACUUCAUAUAUGCUGCAAGACUUGUCUAUAUGCUGCCAAAAUAUCAUAGUUUGAUAUAUACAUAAUUAUAUUGUGUUAUUUGUGCUUGUGUCAGUGGCUGCUAUUCAUCUUUUUAUGUAUUUUUCUACAUUAUGUGGACAUUGUGGCUUGCCUGAACUUUUGUUAUCACUGUCCAAACAUAUUACUCUAAUAAUGCUUGUGUGAAUUGCAUAUAAGGUAGUAAUAAUUAAUCGAUUGAAAAAAAAAACAAAUUUUCAGCUUAUUGUAUAGCCAUCUUGAUAUAGUAGUCUAUUCAACAUCAUUGCUGUAUUUUUCAAAAUUUUGUGUUCUUUUUGCACAAUGUUUUACAUAAGGGUUUUAACUAAGUGGAUUUGAUGCACUGUUCAUUGCUAGCAUUCUAUCAAAUUGAAUAUGUAAUGCAACUAUUGCUGUGUUGUAUAUUGUCACUAAGUAAUUGAAUAUAGCUGUGAUUAUACAUAUGUAUGUAUUACAUACUCCAGUUACUCCUAUGAAUUGGCUUUAAUAUUGAUAGUGCUAUUAUGUUUUCAACUUAAAUGAUAUAUUUUGUCAGAAGAUAAUAAAAUAUUUUCUGUUGAUCCCUUUGUCAAAUGAUAUUCAGAAAUGCUUUCUCAAUCAUUUAUUACAAAACAUCUCAAAUUUAUUGUAAUAGAGUCAGUAUGGCAUUGUCUUGUGUUGUAAAUCUUACAUUAAUGGCCCAAGAGCAAAUGUAGCAGGGUACAUUCAUGUCCACUUUACUUGUGUUACAGUAACUGUAUUCAGUGAUCCAAUAUCAUAUGAUGGUAUAAUUUUCAUUUUGACAAUGGUUACAUCAAUUAUGUUGAAAAAUCUACAAUAAAAUAAGGUUGACACAUGAUGCAAAGUAGGAAAUUGAUCUAGGAAAUGAUGCUCCUUUUCAGAGAUACAUGUGUGCAGUAAUUUAGACAGUAUAAGUAGCAUUUAGUAAUAUGUGAAACUGUUUGCAAGUAUGGCGUUCACUCAAAUUAGAAUUUAACUUAACUUUCUGCUGUCAACACAGAAGGAGCUUCGAAACAUAUCAAGCUAUAUAGAGGAAAUGUUAUGUACAAUAUAGAGGUAGCAUUACGUUCUUGGUUACAUAGAAAGAAUGGAUUCAAUUUAAUGAAUUACACAUGGCUUGAUCUCCUUGAAGGUAAACUUCAAGUUAGAAAAUAGUACAUUUAAGAUUUAAAAGUCUCCUGGAAUUUUAGAAACAGUUUUGAUGUGCUAUUUUCCCCAAUCUAUUUUGAAUAUCUCUGAUAAUAUGUGACAGCCCAAAAAGUCUUAGAGCAAGACAUGGGUAAUUCAAUGAAGCUAUGCAUGACGUAUCAAAUGUGUAAGAACUUGUUCCUUAUAGAACUUUUUUAUGACUCGGAAAAAAAAAUAACUGAAAAAGAAAGAUACUUUAUUUGUAAGUAAAUAAAUAAAUUGUAGGGUUAAAAUCUCAAGCAAAAUAUGUCUAACUAGCCACAUUCCUCUCCAUAGACCUGGCUUUGAGAUAAUGGACUACACAUUCAUAAAUGUAGCACUAUUAACAUGUAUACCUUAUUGGGCAUGUGUGUAUAAUGUACAAUUAUAUAUAUCAGAUGGCUGUGAGUUUUAUGCACAUUCUUUUUAUUAUGCUGUGACAAUCCUGAAGAUGUGCAUGUAAGUUGGUCUGAGCCUGUAUUCAGUUUGCACUCCCUGUACUGUACAUGUAUGUCACUUUAAUGUUGCAACUAUUUGCAUAUCACGAGUGGGUUUGUAGUGAUUCAAUCUUCCACUAUUGAAAAAGUUCAUGGCAUAGUCAUGUACAUUUGAAAAAAUUACUUUUUGUGUUGGUGAAAAUGAUGCUGGCUUCUGUGCAGAAAAUGUCAAAAGAAAAAUAUUAUUUUAGUACUAUCAAGAUUGCAUAAUGUAUAUCAGUGAUACAUGUAGAUUAAAUUUUUUCUGUCUAAAUGUCAGAUUCUUUAGCACUACCUCUAAAAUGGAAGUCAGUUUACUCAAUGUGACCGUGUGUUCAUAAUUAGCCUCCUUCGCAGACUUCUCCUGUUUGGGUGAGGCUGGCUUUUAUUUUAUGGAGGGGGGGUUGGUUGUUUGGUUUCAAAGUUGGCUAUAGGUUCUCUAAUGCUGGGCCAUGGGAAAGUGAGUUUGCCAAGGAAGGGAGUUUGCCAUGGAAGGAGUUUCACUCCGUCUCUAGACAAAACUCCUUCAAGAGCAAACUAUCUUUCUAGGCAAACUCCCUUCACCGGCAUUGGAGAUUAAAGCCAACUUUUAAACUUAGGCCAACCAGCACCACCCCAACCCCCUCCAUAGAUUAAAAGCCAGCCUCGCUCAAAGGAGAAGAAAGAGACUAGUCCAUUAUGUAGUUCGGGAGUAAUUGACCAGUUCUUAAGAAUUCCUCUGUAGAAGACAUGUUGAUUUAUCAGAGAGCUCUGGUCUACACCAUUGAUCUAACCAGUAAUGGACUGUUGCAAGUGGACACUAUGCAGAACACAGCAAUAAAAUCUACCAGUGCUUUAGAUUUGUUACCUGUUUGAAGCCCAGCAUCAUUUCCAACAACUGUAUGCACAUGGCUUCACCUUUUCUGUUUGCAUGUCUGCUGUUGUGUGCCUUCAAUAUAAGCCUCUACUUUUGCACUGUAUGCUUGUGAGUUCAAAAUAAAAUUUGAUGGAUUCUG
This is a messenger RNA of Branchiostoma floridae (Florida lancelet), 6189 nucleotides long. Its product is annotated as nucleoside diphosphate-linked moiety X motif 17-like. Gene Ontology annotation, biological process: NADP+ catabolic process; NAD+ catabolic process; protein dephosphorylation. Gene Ontology annotation, cellular component: cytosol. The transcript has 2 exons. The coding region runs from base 229 to 2760 and encodes 843 amino acids. The record is from RefSeq and is a predicted model, not a curated record. Lineage: Eukaryota; Metazoa; Chordata; Leptocardii; Amphioxiformes; Branchiostomatidae. Gene Ontology annotation, molecular function: protein tyrosine/serine/threonine phosphatase activity; NADH pyrophosphatase activity.